Triticum aestivum (bread wheat) is the source of this 1685-nucleotide messenger RNA. Its product is annotated as cyclin-A3-2. The transcript is spliced from 8 exons. NCBI's taxonomy places the organism in Eukaryota, Viridiplantae, Streptophyta, Magnoliopsida, Poales, Poaceae. Bases 198 to 1340 code for a protein of 380 amino acids. Gene Ontology annotation, molecular function: cyclin-dependent protein serine/threonine kinase regulator activity. The record is from RefSeq and is a predicted model, not a curated record. Gene Ontology annotation, biological process: mitotic cell cycle phase transition.
CCCUCGUGCUAGGCAAAGGCAUCUCCCAUUUCGAUUUGAACUCCCGCUCGACACCCGUUUUGAAAACCCGGACCGCGUACCCUUCUCUCAAAGCUGAAGGCACCCGCCGCCUCUCCUUCCAUCCCCUCCCCCUGCCCAGGCCGUGAACCCUCCCAAACCCCCGGCCAAUCGAAGCCCAAAACUCGACGCCCAACGCAAUGGAGCCACGCGGCCGUCGCCGGAAGCAGCAGGGGGCGGCGGAGGACAAGGAGAACACCGCCGGCACGGCGCCGCCGCCCCGCAAGAGGCCGCGCUGCACGGAGCGCAAGGCCCUUGCCGAGCUCCCCACAGCCCCGACCGCGAACAACGCAUCGGCGGCGCCAAUGGGGGCGCCGUCGAAGCCGAUGACGCGCGCGGCGGCCAGGGAGGCGGCCGCCGCGGCGGUGGAGGAGGAGGCGCGGAGGCGGGAGGGUUCCGCCAUUGCCGCCCGCCCGGCGGCCUCGAGGCUGACGGACGCCGGGGCGGCGCAGGCGUCGGUUGGCCCGUACGUCGCGGACAUCGACGGGUACCUGCGGUCCCUGGAGGUUAAACAAUUGAGGAGGCCGAGGGAUGACUAUAUGGUGGCCAUGCAGAAAGACAUCAGCGCCACUAUGAGGGGGAUCCUAGUAGAUUGGUUGGUGGAUGUGGUUGACGAGUUCAAUCUUCUGGUUGACACACUUUACCUUGCGGUUUCAUAUAUUGACCGCUUCCUCACGGCGAGUGUCAUUACCCGGGACAGGCUGCAAUUGCUUGGUGUCGCUUCAUUGUUUGUUGCUGCGAAGUACGAAGAAAUUCAUGUUCCUAAGCUGGACAAAUUCAGUGACAUUACUGAUGGCACAUACACCAAUCAGCAGGUGGUGAAGAUGGAGGCUGACAUACUGAAAUAUCUCAACUUUCAGAUGGGGAGUCCCACCAUAAGAACUUUUCUAUUAAGAUUCCUAAUAUCUUGUCGUGGAGGCAAUUGUGCAAGUGCGAAAAGGUUGGAGCUUAUGUGUUGCUAUCUCGCGGAAUUGAGCUUGCUAGACUACGACUGCAUAAGGUUCCUGCCAUCAGCUAUUGUUGCUGCCUGUCUGUUCUUAGCCAGGUUCACAAUCAGCCCAAAGAUUCGUCCUUGGAACUUGACGCUGCAAGAGAAAACGGGCUACAAGGUCUCUGAUCUCAGCAGUUGCAUCCUGAGGAUACACGAUUUGCAGUUGGGCAGACACUAUUCAAAUCUGAAGGCCAUCAGGAGCAAGUACAGUGAGCGUAAGUUCGGGUGCGUGUCGAUGAUGGCCUCGCCGGAAGAAAUUCCGGUAUCUCUCCUCAAAGACCUCGAUAAGUGAAAGGCUGACAAUGCGGCUUCAUUUCAACAUAAGAUGGAAGCAGGGAGCGGAUCCCUUAUUUUCAGGGAAAAAGGGUUUAAAAGGCUGAUUUGCUCUAGAUCCCCUAUUCUUUUGCAGGCUAAGGCAGAAAAUUCAUUAUUAGUGGAUUAGGGGUUGAUCUAGCAAGAAUCUCUCAUGGCCACCUGUACGUAGUUAAUCGUGCCAUUUCGGUUGCAUUUACAGUGCAGCCAUCUAGCUCAUCUGUAAUCUGAUAUCAACGUGUGACCGGAAUGUUUUUGUACAUAGGUUAGCAUGUUGGUGGUGCCGUGGUCAAUGAUAAAAUUCCGCAUGAAAGCUUUCAGGCAA